Messenger RNA from Jaminaea rosea, 1149 nucleotides. RefSeq names its product membrane protease subunit, stomatin/prohibitin like protein. The transcript has 3 exons. Lineage: Eukaryota; Fungi; Basidiomycota; Exobasidiomycetes; Microstromatales. The record is from RefSeq and is a predicted model, not a curated record. The coding region runs from base 49 to 1149 and encodes 366 amino acids. Gene Ontology annotation, cellular component: plasma membrane.
CUCAUCGACCUCCUCAUUCCUCAUCUUCAACCACAUCAUCUCUUCACAAUGUCUGCCGCAGACAACGACGUCAAGGGCAAGGCGCCCACCACGGCUGCAGACCAUGAUCCCGCCUUCGCUGCUCUCCACGACGAGAACGCGACUAGCCUCGAUGAUACUCCUACGCACACGUCAGCGCCUCGUCGAGCCCAGAAGGCCCACAACGACGGUGGUCUCAUCAAGGUGCAGCCGCUCAGGAAGGCCGAGAUGCAGCCUUCCUAUGCCCAAGAUAUCGGAGGCGAUGAUGGUCCCCACUCCUUCUACAGCUCCUUCAUGAGCGGUCUAGGAUCCUGUAUCGGGGCUUUUGGUCAGAUUCCUUGCUGCUUGUGCUUCCCGUCUCCAUUCAAGACGAUUCCUCAAGGCAGGGUAGGACUCGUAUCAACUUGGGGCCGCUUCACUCGCGCGCAUGACCCGGGACUCAUCCGACUCAACGUUGUCAGCGAAUCGCUACAGCUGGUGGAUGUUCGAGUUACCAUCUGCGCAAUUCCCACGCAGAGUAUCAUUACCAAGGACAAUCUGUCCGUAGAAGUCGACUCAGUGGUGCAAUUCGUCAUCAACAACCCAUACCGUGCCGUUUACGGGGUCGGCAACGUCACCAACGCGCUCAUCGAACGCGCUCAGACAACCCUUCGAGACGUCGUCGGCUCGCGCAACCUUCAAAGCCUCAUCUCUGACCGCGAGGCCGUCGCGCUGCAAGUCGAAGAACUCGUAGAAAGCGUCGCGGAGAAGUGGGGUGUUGCUGUUGAGAGCAUCUUGAUUAAGGACAUCAAGAUCUCCAAGAGCCUCCAGGAAAGCUUGUCGGCCGCUGCGACGCAACGCCGCUUGGGCGAGAGUCGCAUCAUCCAAGCCCGCAGCGAGGUUGAGGCAGCCAAGCUCUUGAGGCUUGCAGCCAAUGAACUCGCAUCAGGUCCAGCUUUGCAAAUCAGAGAGCUCGAUGCUAUGCAAUCGAUGGCCAAGAAUGCAAACGCCAAGGUCAUCUUCUUCCCCAUGCAUAGUCAGGGUCAGAUGCCGGGAGGUAUUGGCGCUCAGGUCGCGCCGCAGGGUGCGCCUACGCCUGCAGGUGGUAACAUGCAGCAGUACAUGGCCAUGUCCGAGAUGGCAGAGCAGUAG